Molecule: messenger RNA, 3380 nt
Organism: Paramisgurnus dabryanus
Lineage: Eukaryota; Metazoa; Chordata; Actinopteri; Cypriniformes; Cobitidae
Gene: acer2
Product: alkaline ceramidase 2
Biological process (GO): sphingosine biosynthetic process; ceramide catabolic process
Cellular component (GO): Golgi membrane
Molecular function (GO): N-acylsphingosine amidohydrolase activity
Source: RefSeq, a predicted model, not a curated record
CCGUUGUUUGUUAUUGUCAGUACUGUACAGUCACUGCAGGUCAGAAGCGGCACGCGCACACGAGCGGACCGGUUCGGACGGGAUGGCAUGAUGACAUGCACAGCUAACGCGACUACAAAUGCGUCAUUGUUUAAAAUAAACCCUGGAGACGACAGUCGAUCUAUUUUACGUGUGUCCAAUCCGACAACCUAACUUCGACAGAGCGUUGUGUAAAGAUAUUCAGCGGAGCUCAGCUCGUGUCAACUGCAUUAAAUAAUCUGUGGUAAUCUUUAAAUAGUGUUCGAGGAGAGAUGGACGGACAUUUUUGGGCUCAUCUAAAGGCUGGCAGCUCGGAAGUGGAUUGGUGUGAAGGAAAUUAUCUGAUCUAUUCCGGAAUAGCGGAGUUUUAUAACACGAUAAGCAAUGUGCUGUUUUUCGUCUUGCCUCCUAUUCUCAUGUGUCUAUUCAGGCAGUAUGCCACGCAUUUCAACAGUGGCAUCUAUCUCAUAUGGACUCUGCUGGUGGUUGUUGGUAUCGGCUCAACUUACUUCCAUGCCACCCUGAGCUUCUUGGGACAGAUGUUGGAUGAACUUGCCAUAUUGUGGGUGCUAAUGUGUGCCAUUGGCAUGUGGUUUCCUAAGAGAUAUCUUCCUAAGAUAUUUCGUAAAGACAGGUCGAGGUUUAAACUUGUCAUUGGCAUUCUGUCAGGGAUCACCACCUGCCUGGCCUUCAUCAAACCUGCCAUUAAUUCCAUAUCCCUAAUGACACUGGGAAUCCCAUGUACUGCACUUCUCAUUACUGAGCUAAAGAGGUGUGAAAACCCACGUGUGUUCAAGCUUGGUCUUCUCUCAGGGCUGUGGUGGACUCUGGCAUUGAUGUGCUGGAUUAGUGAUCGCAUUUUCUGUGAAAUGUGGUCAUCUGUCAACUUUCCUUAUCUACACUGUGCCUGGCAUAUUCUUAUCUGCUUGGGUUCGUAUCUUGGAUGUGUGUGUUUUGCUUAUUUCGACGCCGCAUCCGAGGCUCCAGAGCAGGGGCCCGUUCUCAAAUUCUGGCCCAAUGAGAAAUGGGCUUUUAUUGGGGUGCCAUACGUCACUCUUCUCUGUGUGCACCGCAAGACCUCCAUUAAGCUGACAUAGACUGUGCCAUGUUCAAAGGUAUCUGAAUACGUUUGGUCCACAAAAAGGAGACUCUCGUUUUUCCAGGUGGAUUUGUUUGUUUUGGGUGAAACGUGUGAAAGCAAUCAAUAUUAAUCAUGUGAAGCAUAAUUUAAGUGAAAAGUGUUGAAUGACCUCAGUAUGGAGAGUUUACUCAGGCGCACAAUGUUGCACAAUUAACACGUUAAGUAAGAUCCUGUUUGGGUGAAGGACAUAAAAAGUUUCCUUUUCGAAACAGAUUUUUACACCAGCAAUUAGACUUUUAUUUAUGUGUGAGAAUACUAUAGGUUGUUUGUUACAUUAACAAUUUUGAAAUCUCAUUUACUUUUCACUAUACCAUACAAUAAGGGAAAAUAUACAAAUGAUUGUUUAAACAGGAAGAUCAGGACACAGGUGAAAGGCACAUAUCACCCUAAAACGAUUUAUGUGUAUUCUGAGUUAACAGGCAGCUGCGGUCUUUAAAACAAAGCUUCUAAAAGAGUUCUUCACAGCGAUGUCAUAGAAGAACCAUUUUUGGUUCUCCAAAGAACCUUUUAGGUUUUUCUUUCUUGCCUUUUUAUAGUUUGUAGAAGCUUUGUCCACUUCACAGAAAGGUUGUGUGAAUGUUGAAAGACCUUUUUUUUUUUUUACUUUAAAAAGUGACUUAUUACUAUGUGUGUACCACUUAUUACACAGAUUAUUGCCAAAUCAAUAAAUAAAUAGACAUGAAAUAUUACAUUUUAUAUGGUUAAAAUUAUUUUCAUGUGUGAGAAAAUAGAGACAACAGUCAGUUAUACAGCACAGAGGUCGUAAUACAAUAACAUUUGACUGCUGAAGGUUUCCAUUGACCAAUCAGAAUAAAUUUUGUAGGUGUUGUUUUAUUUUUGUACAUGUUAACAAUAUGUUGGUAAUUUUAGGACACGGUCUAUGAUUAUUAAGGUUUUUGUAAGUAUCUGUAUUAAAGGGGGAAAAUGUCAUUAUUUACACACCCUUAAGUUGUAAUAAACCUGUAUAAAUGUCUUUGUUUUGCUGAACACAGGGAGAUGUUUGUAGUCAAGCAGAAAACAGGAGCACCAUUGACUUUCAUAGUAGAAAAGAAAAAUACUAUGGAAGUCAAUGGUGCUCAAAAACGCUUAAAAUAUCUUCCUUUGUGUUCAGCAGAACCGAGAAAUUAAUCCAGGUUUGUAACAAUGUAAGGUUUAAUAAAUGAUGACAAAAUUUUCAUUUUUUUGUGGAUCUUAAAUAUACAUUUUCCCUAUGGACUGCCAAAUAUACAUUUGUGGGUGAAUUAAUUUAAACCAUGAGCAACUAACCAUGAUACCAAUGCUUUGUGGCACACAUGCAACUUUAUCAUAUUACUAAUGUGUUUUACUAGUUUGUUUUUCCCAUAUCUGGAGGAUAAUUCUUCCUACGCCUGAUACUUCCUGAUAAAAAAUGUAAGAUAAUGAAGUUUAUGUAUUGAUUAUAUGAAUGCAGCAUAAACUGGAUGUUUUAUUUGAGAUAUUCUGAGCCUUGUUGCACUACUACGAAAUGAAGCAGUGUUUUUGACACACAAUGUAUUGAAAGAUUUGAAUUCAGUGCAUGCAAAUUGUUCGUUGAAUUGAAUGUAAAUGAAUGCUCUUUUGAGAAUAAUUGACAUAUAUUUGCCAAAUGUCAGUUUUUCCUUCGAAUGUCCAUAUAUAGUGUAAUUCUCUAUACAUGCUGAUGAAAUAUAAAUAUUUAGAUUUCUCAUCUUAACACUUUUUACAACAAAACACUUUUCAAAUGCCUUUUCCAGUUUGUAUCUUCAGAGCAAAAUGUCAGUGAUCACAAAUUUGUACUGCCAGUAACUGUCAAGGGUUUUUUAAGGAAUAAAUGCCAAAUUAUGCCAUGCAAUAUUAAAACAUAUUCAAUGCCAAUUUAUACAAACAUUACCCAUCCCACAAAUUUAUUCAGUAUUUCGAAGAGAUACUGAAUUGUUACCUGUUUCUGCCAUUGAUCCAGCCUUCCAAGUCAUAGUUUCCUGAGGUACUUCUGCUCAAGCAAUGCACAAUAUGUACUGUAAGCCAGUGCCAUGGCUAUAGCGUGUGAGACUGUGUUUGUAUAUUUUUCGGUCUCUGCAACACCGACCCAAAUGCAACAAAGGGACCAAUUAUACAAAGGCUAUUUAUUUUUGUGACAUAACCUAUUAAUAUUUUUUAUUUACCACUGAUUAAUGAAUGUUUGUAACCAAAUAAGUUGUAUUUUUUACACUUUAUUUAAUAAAAUAUGCUCAUUAACAAGCUUGAA